CAGACGAUCAAACUGAGUGUCUUAAAAUGAUGCCACGUGGUUACUUAUUGGCUUUGGUCGCCGCCGUGCUCUGUUUUGAAGCCGCCGCCGGCGACUUCAACUAUGGUGAUGCUGUGGAUUUGAGUUUCUUGUAUUUGGAAGCGCAAAGGUCCGGUAAACUUCCGGCGGACCGCCGUGUCAAGUGGCGGGGGGAUUCUGGUCUUAAGGAUGGUCUUGCUCAAGGAGUGAAUUUAGUGGGAGGGUACUACGACGCCGGAGACAAUGUGAAGUUCGGGCUGCCAAUGGCGUUCGUGACGACAAUACUUUCAUGGGGUGCCAUUGAUUUCAAGAAGGAAAUUACAGAUCUGAACCAUAUGGACAAAGCUUUGAAGGCCAUUAAAUGGGGCACUGAUUACUUGAUCAAGGCGCACCCUGAGCGCAACGUGCUUUGGGCACAGGUGGGCGAUGGCGCCUCCGAUCACUUCUGUUGGCAGCGCCCCGAGGAUAUGUCCACUCCCCGAACAGCUUACAAGCUCGAUGAGUCCCAUCCUGGCUCCGACCUCGCCGGUGAAACUGCCGCCGCCUUGGCCGCCGCUUCCAUUGCUUUCAAAUCUUACAACUCCUCCUAUUCCGAUCUCUUGCUCGUUCAUGCUAAAGAGCUUUUCACAUUUGCAGACACGUUUAGAGGAUUAUACGACGAUUCGAUCCCAUGUGCUGCAGACUUCUACAGUUCAUCUGGAUAUUGGGAUGAACUGCUGUGGGCGGCGGCGUGGUUGUUCAGAGCCACCGGAGAUGAAUAUUACUUGAAAUACACGGUAGAUAAAGCGGUGUCGUUCGGUGGAACUGGAUGGGCAAUGAAGGAAUUCUCUUGGGACAACAAAUACGCCGGCGUUCAGGUUCUUCUAACCAAGGUGUUGUUGGAGGGACGCGCCGCCGCUUAUGGGUCCACGUUGAAGCAAUAUCAGGCGAAAGCCGACUAUUUCGCUUGCGCUUGUCUUCAGAAGAACGAUGGAUUCAAUAUCAAUAAAACUCCCGGUGGGUUGAUGUACGUCCGGGAAUGGAACAAUAUGCAAUACGCCUCCGCCGCUGCAUUCCUCAUGGCGGUCUACUCCGUCUACCUCUCCGACGCCAACGCUAAGCUCACUUGUCCCGACGGCGUCUUCGAGCCUAAAGAACUCCUCAACUUCGCGCAAUCGCAGGCCGAUUACAUCCUCGGCAAAAACCCUAACUCCAUCAGCUAUUUAAUCGGCUACGGAUCGAAAUUUCCCCAAAAACUCCACCACAGAGGCUCUUCAAUCGCUUCGAUUUUCACCGAUCCCUCUCCAAUCGGCUGCGUUCAAGGCUUCGAUUUCUGGUACCAUCGCCCUCAAGGAAACCCUAAUGUUCUUCACGGCGCUCUCGUCGGUGGUCCGGACAAAAACGAUAGAUUCGAUGACGAUCGAUCUGAGUAUGAACAAACAGAGCCUACUCUCACCGCUUGUGCUCCUCUGCUUGGCCUGUUCUCCAAAUUGCAGAGCUCUGUUAAUGGCUACCGUAUUCCUGGAUCCCGGGGAAAUCCGCCGCCGGUGAAACCUGAAAAGGAAUCGCCCAACGCCAAUGCCCCUGUGCCAGUAGGGGCUCCAGUGGAGUUCAUCCACACAAUAACAAGCACAUGGAUGGUGAGCAAGGAGAGCUAUUACAGGCACCAAGUGAAGAUCAAGAACACAUCGGGAAAGCCAAUCUCCGAUCUAAAACUGCGCCUCGAAAAUCUCUCAGGCCCUAUUUGGGGACUGUCUCCGACACAACAAGAAGGGAUUUACGAGCUUCCGCCAUGGCUGAGAUUGCUUCAGCCUGGCUCUGAGUGUGUCUUCAUCUACAUCCAGGAAGGUCCUCAGGCUAAGGUCACUGUUUCUAGCUACCAUUAACGAACGCUGAAUUUUCCUUCCAAAUUGGCUUUAAAAAAAAUCAACUAAAACAAGUUCUUCAUCGUAACGAUGUGUUUUUAAAUGAAUUUGUUUUUAUAGUGA
Molecule: messenger RNA, 1985 nt
Organism: Cucurbita moschata (crookneck pumpkin)
Lineage: Eukaryota; Viridiplantae; Streptophyta; Magnoliopsida; Cucurbitales; Cucurbitaceae
Product: endoglucanase 5
Exons: 7
Coding region: 27-1883 (618 amino acids)
Biological process (GO): carbohydrate metabolic process
Molecular function (GO): carbohydrate binding; hydrolase activity, hydrolyzing O-glycosyl compounds
Source: RefSeq, a predicted model, not a curated record